UUGCCCUCCCAGCUCCGAACCGCCGCUGCCGCCGCCGCUUGGCUCGUCACGGCUCCGACACAGGGGCAGGUGCGGAGGGGCUCCCGGUCCGGCCGCCGCCGCUGCCCCGCUCCGGGCCCGGGGCUCCCCCUAGCGCCGCUGAGGAGCCGCCGUCGCGGCUCGAGGAGGGCGGAGGAGCGGGGCUGAGAGAGCCUAGAGGUUCGCGCGGAGGAUAGAGGGACAAGAACAGAAUCACCAGCACUGGCUGAAGGUUUGCUGGCAUGGGUAAUCUCAUUAAGGUGCUAACCAGGGACAUAGACCACAAUGCAGCACAUUUUUUCUUGGACUUUGAAAGUACCUUAACAUGGGGAAUCUUCUUAAAGUUUUGACAUGCACAGACCUUGAGCAGGGGCCAAAUUUUUUCCUUGAUUUUGAAAAUGCCCAGCCUACAGAGUCUGAGAAGGAAAUUUAUAAUCAGGUGAAUGUAGUACUAAAAGAUGCAGAAGGCAUCUUGGAGGACUUGCAGUCAUAUAGAGGAGCUGGCCAUGAAAUACGAGAGGCCAUCCAGCACCCAGCAGAUGAGAAGCUGCAAGAGAAGGCGUGGGGUGCAGUUGUCCCACUAGUAGGCAAAUUAAAGAAAUUUUACGAGUUUUCUCAGAGGUUAGAAGCAGCAUUAAGAGGUCUUCUGGGAGCCUUGACAAGUACCCCGUAUUCUCCUACCCAGCAUCUAGAGCGAGAGCAGGCUCUUGCUAAACAGUUUGCAGAAAUUCUUCAUUUUACACUCCGGUUUGAUGAACUCAAGAUGACAAAUCCUGCCAUACAGAAUGAUUUCAGCUAUUAUAGAAGAACAUUGAGUCGCAUGAGGAUUAACAAUGUUCCAGCAGAAGGAGAAAAUGAAGUAAAUAAUGAAUUGGCAAAUCGAAUGUCUUUGUUUUAUGCUGAGGCAACCCCAAUGCUGAAAACCUUAAGUGAUGCCACAACGAAAUUUGUAUCAGAGAAUAAAAAUUUACCAAUAGAAAAUACCACAGAUUGUCUAAGCACCAUGGCUAGUGUGUGCAGAGUCAUGCUUGAAACACCGGAAUACAGAAGCAGAUUUACAAAUGAAGAAACAGUGUCGUUCUGCUUGAGGGUAAUGGUAGGCGUCAUAAUACUCUAUGACCACGUACAUCCAGUGGGAGCAUUUGCCAAAACUUCAAAAAUUGAUAUGAAAGGUUGUAUCAAGGUUCUUAAGGACCAGCCUCCUAAUAGUGUAGAAGGUCUUCUCAAUGCUCUCAGAUGCCAUUGGCCUUUUCUUGAUAAGAGUGUGAUGCUGCGACAUGCCUCUGGAUUGGCUCUGUCCAGGAGGCUCUGAGAACUGCUGAAGCUUGUGAUCACAUCCCUCGGGAGGAGCGAGAGCGCACAUCUGCGUAGAGAGGAAAGCGCUCACCCCUCCCGCGCGGGCACAGUCCACUGCUGAGUAGUCAUGCUUUCCUCUGCAGUUGACAUUUUGUCGUGCCUGUUACUUGGCUCUUUCCACUGUGCAGCUGUGUAAAGGAGAUGGAAACAACAGAAAUGAAGGAAUGGUUGUUGAAAAUUCUUAUUUCCUGACAUCAGUAGGAUUUUGUAUAGAGAUAUAUACGUUAUCUGCACUUGGGAAAUAAAACAGAAAGGUUAAGUCUUUGCUACAUCACCUGCCACUUGGCGUAAAAAUUCUCCCUUAUGGAGUUUUCUUUCAGGCUGGCUGCUUAGCUUCUUGUCUUCCUUCCACAAAUAUUAACUGAGUACCUGUUAUGUGCCAGUCUGGUGUCUUGUUCAGUAAUAUGAGAACAGUAUGGAAGUGACCUCUGAGUAAAAUUGUAGAGUAGUAUAUCACAGACUUACUAAAGCACAUAUUUGUCUCUUUACCUCUCUGAGGAUUUACUUGAGUUGAGGUACUUUCUUCAAUUUUUAAAUUGAUUUGAAAUGAACCUAACGAGAAUUGAGUUCAGAUUUCUUUAACACAGAGAGACCAUCCGUGUGUAUCUGCUUAAAGAGAUACAUUUCUUGAAGAUGCAUGAAAUGCUUGUAAACCAGGCUAACUGAUCCAGCAUUAAAGUUCUGUGUGAACGAUCUCCAAAAUGUAUCCCACGUUCCGGCAUUGAGCGCCUAUUUCCAUCGCUCCUAAUCCGGUCCGAGCCUUGGUCACUGGGACCCUUUCCCAGCCCCCUGGCUGGCCCCUCUGCUGCUGCUUCUCCCUGCACUUCUCCCGCAACAACCAGAGAGGAAUCACACAUCGCUCCCUUGCUCGGCACCCUCCACUGGCUUUCGUUAACCUCAGAAUAAUCUCGAAACUCUUCCCUGUGGCCUAUAGUGUCCGCGUGACCUGGUCCCUCUUUGUCUCUAAGGCCCCACCAGUACUUUCCUCCUUUGCUCCUAAUACCCCUUCUGUAGGAGUAGUGUGUUAUCAUCUUUCUCCCUCUGCCAGAUGGUAAGCUCCUGGAAUGGUGCCUGACACACAGUAGGCCUGCUUAUUGAGUUUCUGCCAUUAAAAAGAAUCCUAUGGUGAAUCUUCUCAUAAAAUAAUAAUCACUCCUAGUGAUUCUUUUUUUAGGUUCUUAAUUUGCAUUUACAUACUUAAAGCACAUCUGCCUGGAAAUAAGGCACUUAGAGAAUUGAAACAUUUUGGGAUAUGACAGAACUGAAAUAGUUGAACUGUCUUAAAUACAGAAUAGAACAGGGGUUGGCAAACUUUUUUUUUUGUAAAGGACCGAAGAAUAAGCAACUAUUUUAGGCUUUCUAGACCAUGUGUUGUCUGUCAGAGCUAUUCAGCUCUGCCGUUGUAGCAAGAAGGUAACCAUAGACAGUACUUAAAUGAAUUAGCAUGGCUCUGUUCCAGUAAAAUGUUAUAAACACUGAAAUUUGAAAUUCAUGUAAUUUCUACGUUAACAUGAAAUACUAUUUUUUGACUUUUUCUCCCAACCAUUUUAAAAUGUAAAAAUAUGCUUAGCUCACAGGCCCUACAAAAAUAGGUGGUGGGUUGGAUUUGAUCCACAGGCUCUAAUUUGCCAACCCCUGAUAUAGGACAACAAUUAUUUUCCUGUGAGUGAGCAGUUACUUUAGAAUUUAACCAGGUAGUUUCAACAAGGUAGUUCUAAAUAAGUUAAACAGCCAUUGGAUAGUCUGUUUAAAAGGUGAGAGGAGCAUAAGCUAGGAGGACCUGAACAGGAUCAAAGCUGGAAUGAAAAGGCAUAAUUUUGUGAGAGAAGAUUGCCUGGCCAAUUGCCUCUCUUACCAUAAUUAUAGAACCUGAUGCAGGUUAUGUUUGUUUGUUUGUUAACUCCCUGAAAUUGAUGGUGUUUCCC
Molecule: messenger RNA, 3299 nt
Organism: Physeter macrocephalus (sperm whale)
Lineage: Eukaryota; Metazoa; Chordata; Mammalia; Artiodactyla; Physeteridae
Gene: CYRIB
Product: CYFIP related Rac1 interactor B
Exons: 13
Coding region: 344-1330 (328 amino acids)
Biological process (GO): regulation of actin filament polymerization; positive regulation of T cell activation
Molecular function (GO): small GTPase binding
Source: RefSeq, a predicted model, not a curated record